UAUACGUCAAUGUUUAAAUACAUAAUUGUUCUAAUUAAGUAAUCAUAUUUUAGUCCGUUUAGUGAGAUUUUACUUCCUACUUAUUUUAGAACGAUUUUUUUUUUAAUUUGAUCAAAGUUGACGUUGACGUUUUGACUAACAAAAUAUCGCUAAUCGCACACAAUCUAAAAAAAAUAUUAACAAUACUGCCAAUAACAACAAAUUGGUUUUCGAAUAAUUUAUUGAAAUUGAAUUGAGAAACAUUAAAAAAUAAGUAACUAUCGGAAAAAAGUAAUAUUUUUAUCAAUAUUUUAAAAUGGCUUUUGUAUAUCAAGGAGACGCAGAAUUAGAAACGAAGGCCCGAAAAGCCUCAGAAAGAAUAUCAGAGAACAUGCACAUAGUCGCUAAUGAGCCGUCACUGGCACUGUACAGACUUCAAGAGCAUGUUCGGAAAGCCUUGCCACCCAUGGUGGAGCGGAGGGUGGAGGUGACAAAGCUGCAGCAUGAACUACAAGGACGAUGCUAUGAUGUUGAGUAUGCUUUAAGUGCAGUGAAAUCAAUGGAUGGUGCCGCAGCAAGCUUCAAGAAUAUACAAGAAAUGCUCAAACAGUCUAUAUUUUUAAAGCAACAACUUAAAUAUGAGGAGGCUAGGAGAAAUAAAAAAGAUUCAAACUCUGUGUACAAACGUCUAUCUGCUCACAUUGUGCUUGACUUGCCAGAUCUGACUGACUUUUCCAUGGUUCGGGAGACCACCAGUAGGAUAGAAAACAUGAUGGCACAUGCUCGGGGCUCUUCUGCAGAGCUGCAUAGAUCCCAUACCACUUUGCAUUAGGCCUGUAUUGCUUGUUAACAGUAUUUUGCAUUUAUAGUUCCAUAUUUCUAACCUUUAUAAUAUCACAUGAUAACUUAGCAAAUCCAGUUUGAAUAGUAUUAUUAAUAUAGUAUAUAGAAUAGUAUUAUAAAACAUAAAUAAUGGAGCUAUAAAUCAUCAAAGCAGGUUUAAGUUGCAUGCAAGGACAUUGACAUCAAUGGAUCUCAUUUAAAUAAUAAUUUGGUUUUGGCACAUAACUCACUCACUUGGCCAAAGGGAGUAUGCAUAAUGUACUAGUACCUAUUUGGAAAAAAAAACUGCAUUAAAUUGCAUUAGACCAAAGUAUUGUCAAUUACUGUUUCUAAAUUAAGUAAUGAAUGGCCCAAUAUUGACUUUUGUUCGUAUAAUAAUAAAUUUUACCGCCAAUUGUUAAGAUAUGUGCCAAUACAAAACCUCAAGCCCACCUAAUUGAUUAAUAGAGUAUUUAUAAAAUGUUUAAUGGUUUAAAACUAAUAUUACUUAUAAGACAUAUAUUUUUUAGGCUGCCAUAAUCAUUUAACACGUUGACUGCGGCCCACACAUGUGUUUUUAAGUGUGCAACGCUACUGCGGUAUCACACGCCAGUUGUUUUAAAAACAUCUCAAUAAGGGUGUGGGAGCACACGCCUCGUGUCACAAUGAGUGCUACGAGAAUGCGGCAAAACACACACGGUGUGUCGUACAAGUCGCACUGGCGUAGCGCUCAUUUUAACACACUAGACUUAUGGGGCGCUCUGGCCUUUUGGGUUCGCUAUGCGAGUACGAGUCGACACACCAGGUGUUUAUUGUGCCGCAUAGAUGCUAAUUUAUUGUUUUAGCGCUGCAGUCAACAAACAUUCCGUACGAACUUUUUGUUCGUUAAUAUGUCCAUCUUGCUUGCUCUCAAUGGAUUCUGAAGCUUCUAGUCAUUUUUGCUUGGUGUUCGUGCUAAGUUACAUUCAUAAUGUAAGUUAAUUUAAUUAAAUUAUUACUAAUAAAUACUAACAUUUUAAAGGGAA
This is a messenger RNA of Manduca sexta (tobacco hornworm), 1826 nucleotides long. Its product is annotated as BLOC-1-related complex subunit 8 homolog. The coding region runs from base 296 to 811 and encodes 171 amino acids. The record is from RefSeq and is a predicted model, not a curated record. Lineage: Eukaryota; Metazoa; Arthropoda; Insecta; Lepidoptera; Sphingidae. Gene Ontology annotation, cellular component: BORC complex. The transcript has 3 exons.